This is a messenger RNA of Phasianus colchicus (ring-necked pheasant), 1459 nucleotides long. Its product is annotated as dehydrogenase/reductase SDR family member 4-like. Gene Ontology annotation, molecular function: carbonyl reductase (NADPH) activity. Lineage: Eukaryota; Metazoa; Chordata; Aves; Galliformes; Phasianidae. The record is from RefSeq and is a predicted model, not a curated record.
UCGCAGGGCAAAGGCCGUGGGGCGGAGCGGGGCGAUGUGGGGCGUUAUGGGGCGAGUGGGGCUGCGGGCUUUGUCCGGGGCGGCUGCCUCAAAUACCGGGAGGACCCUGGAAGGAAAAGUGGCUCUGGUGACCGCCGCCACCGACGGGAUCGGGCUGGCGGUGGCACAGAGGCUGGGGGCGGCAGGGGCCCGGGUGCUGCUGAGCUCCCGGCGUCAGCCCAACGUGGAUGCGGCCGUGCAGAAGCUGCGGGCUCAGGGUCUGGAAGUCAGCGGGGUGGUGUGCCAUGUGGGGCAGCCCCAGGACCGUCAGCGCCUGGUGCAGACGGCAUUGGACACCUAUGGUGCCAUUGACAUCCUGAUCUCCAACGCCGCUGUCAACCCCGUCAUGGGCAGCACCCUGGAGGUUGAGGAGGCAGCCUGGGAGAAGAUCUUCCAGGUGAACGUAACAGCAGCAGCGAUGCUGGUGAAGCUGGUGUUGCCCCACAUGGAGAAGAGAGGUGGAGGGGCUGUGGUGUUGGUGACAUCAGUGGCUGGUUUUAUGCCCUUCCCGGCUCUGGGUCCGUACAGCGUGAGCAAAACAGCACUGCUGGGGCUGGUGAAGGUGUUGGCCCCGGAGCUGCGUGCCCGUGGAGUGCGGCUCAACGCCGUCGCACCCGGCCUCAUCCAGACCCGCUUCAGUGCCGCCCUGUGGGAGAACGAGGCCACCAAGGAACAGCUGAUGUCCUCCAUGGGGAUUGACAGGCUGGGAACACCAUCGGAUGUGGCCGAGGUGGUGGCAUUCCUCUGCUCCCCUGCCGCCUCCUACGUGGUGGGAGAGACCGUGGUGGUGGCCGGGGGGACCCCAUCCCGCCUCUAAAGGACCCCGGAGAGUGCUGGGAUGGCAUCACUGUGUGGCACCAGGGGUGGUCUGGGAGAGACAUCUGUAUCUGUAGGGGAGCUCUGGGGACACCUGAUGGGAUGCUGAGGUUUAGUCCAGGAGGAUGAGGGGACCUAUAGGGGACAUCCAGGUCCACAGGAGGCACUUGGGGCCAUCUGUGGGGAGCUGGGUCCUGCAGAAAACUUCUGGGUCUGCCGUGGAGGUCUUUGUAGGCCCCAGUGUCCCCUUGGAUGUCCCCCAUAGUGUUUCUAGGGGGAUCAACAGGGAAUACUGAGGCUUACAGAAGCAUCUGGGGACAUUGGGGGUGGCCUAUAAGGAAUACUGAGGGCUGUAGGGGGUGCUUGGGAUUUAUGGGGGAUAUUGUGGUCUACAGAGAAGUGUAAGGAGCUUUGUAGGAGACACUGAAAUCAAUAUGGGGCAUUUGGGGAAAUCUAUGGGAGCAUGGAGGCAUAGGGACACCCUCAGGGACACUGGGAUCCGUAGGGGACAUUCUAGGGCCUAUCAGGUAGAUUUGGGGUCACUUCAGCAUGUUUGGGGCACUUUGGAUCCCCUAAUAAAUCCACUCACGCUGCCCUGGUUACA